GGCUCAGAAUGAGACGCCAUCUUCCCUCCCCUCACACCCUGGCAGAGCAGCAACGCUAGUGUGUGGAGAGUCUUCCUUACCGACGGACGGAGGUGGAGUAUCAUACCAGUGGCGAAUUGUUGGUCUUUUUGUGAUUCUACCACAACCCGCUGAUUAGCACAGCUGACGGGCACAAGGGAUUUACUCGUUUUCUCGGAUUAGGACGCUGUGCUGAGAGCAGGCUGAGAGCAACAUGGCGACCCAAUCGGACCUGAUGGAGCUGGACAUGGCCAUGGAGCCGGACCGCAAGGCGGCGGUGAGCCACUGGCAGCAGCAGUCCUACCUGGACUCAGGCAUCCACUCUGGGGCCACCACCACCGCGCCCUCCCUCAGCGGCAAGGGCAACCCGGAGGAGGAGGAUAUGGACAACCAGGUGCUGUACGAGUGGGAGCAGGGCUUCAACCAGUCCUUCCCCCAGGAGCAGGCAGCAGAGAUGGACGGACAGUACGCCCUGACGAGGGCGCAGCGGGUGCGAGCGGCCAUGUUCCCCGAGACGCUGGACGAGGGCAUGCAGAUCCCCUCCACGCAGUUCGACAGCGCCAACCCCACCAACGUGCAGCGACUAGCCGAGCCCUCGCAGAUGCUGAAGCACGCCGUGGUCAACCUCAUCAACUACCAGGACGACGCCGAGCUGGCCACCCGCGCCAUCCCAGAACUCACCAAGCUGCUCAACGACGAGGAUCAGGUGGUGGUGAACAAGGCAGCGGUGAUGGUGCACCAACUCUCCAAGAAGGAGGCGUCGCGCCACGCCAUCAUGCGGUCGCCGCAGAUGGUGUCGGCCAUCGUGCGCACCAUGCAGAACACGGGCGACGUGGAGACGGCGCGCUGCACGGCCGGCACGCUGCACAACCUCUCGCACCACCGCGAGGGCCUGCUGGCCAUCUUCAAGUCUGGCGGCAUCCCCGCCCUCGUCAAGAUGCUGGGCUCCCCCGUGGACUCGGUGCUGUUCUAUGCCAUCACGACGCUGCACAACCUGCUGCUGCACCAGGAGGGCGCCAAGAUGGCCGUGCGUCUGGCCGGCGGCCUGCAGAAGAUGGUGGCCCUGCUCAACAAGACCAACGUCAAGUUCCUCGCCAUCACCACAGACUGCCUUCAGAUUCUGGCCUACGGCAAUCAAGAGAGCAAACUGAUCAUUCUGGCCAGCGGAGGCCCCCAGGCCCUGGUGAACAUCAUGAGGACGUACACCUACGAGAAGCUGCUGUGGACCACCAGUAGAGUGCUCAAGGUGCUCUCCGUCUGCUCCAGCAACAAACCCGCCAUCGUGGAGGCCGGUGGUAUGCAGGCCCUCGGACUGCACCUGACAGACCCCAGCCAACGAUUGGUCCAGAACUGCCUGUGGACCCUCAGGAACCUCUCAGACGCUGCUACCAAACAGGAGGGCAUGGAGGGUCUGCUCGGCACGCUGGUGCAGCUCCUCGGCUCGGACGACAUCAACGUGGUGACGUGUGCGGCGGGCAUCCUCUCCAACCUCACCUGCAACAACUACAAGAACAAGAUGAUGGUGUGCCAGGUGGGCGGCAUCGAGGCCUUGGUGCGCACAGUGCUGCGCGCUGGCGACCGCGAGGACAUUACAGAGCCUGCCAUCUGCGCCCUGCGUCACCUCACCUCACGCCACCAGGACGCCGAGAUGGCCCAGAAUGCCGUGCGGCUGCACUACGGCCUGCCCGUGGUGGUCAAGCUGCUGCACCCGCCCUCACACUGGCCCCUCAUCAAGGCCACCGUGGGACUGAUCCGCAACUUGGCGCUGUGUCCUGCCAACCACGCCCCGCUGAGGGAGCAGGGGGCCAUCCCCCGCCUGGUGCAGCUGCUGGUGAGGGCGCACCAGGACACCCAGAGACGCACCUCCAUGGGAGGCACCCAGCAGCAGUUUGUGGAGGGAGUUCGCAUGGAGGAGAUUGUGGAGGGUUGCACAGGAGCUCUCCACAUCCUGGCCAGAGACAUCCACAACAGAAUCGUCAUCCGAGGACUCAACACCAUUCCACUCUUUGUCCAGCUGCUGUAUUCUCCCAUUGAGAACAUCCAGCGUGUGGCGGCCGGCGUGCUGUGUGAGCUGGCGCAGGACAAGGAGGCGGCGGAGGCCAUUGAGGCCGAGGGUGCCACCGCCCCCCUCACAGAGCUGCUGCACUCCAGGAACGAGGGAGUCGCCACGUACGCCGCUGCCGUGCUGUUCCGCAUGUCUGAGGACAAGCCUCAGGACUACAAGAAGCGGCUGUCCGUCGAGUUGACCAGCUCCCUCUUCAGAACCGAGCCCAUGACCUGGAAUGAGACCGGAGACCUGGGCCUGGAUAUCGGUGCACAAGGAGAGCCUCUGGGCUACAGACAAGAUGACCCCAGCUACCGCUCCUACCACUCGGGCGCGUACCAGGACGGCCUUCCCAUGGACCCCAUGAUGGAGCACGACAUGGGCGGCCACCAUCCCGGCGGGCCAGGCGACUACCCAGUGGAGGGCCUGCCCGACCUCAGCCACGCCCACGACCUGAUCGACGGCCUGCCGCCAGGCGACAGCAAUCAGCUGGCCUGGUUUGACACCGACCUGUAAAUACACCAAGUAACUUUUUAGCUGUAUCGUCUGAUCUGAAUGAACCUGCGUUGUGAUCUGGCCUGUAAGAGUUGCUGGGCGGUCUCAAGAGGAAGAGGAAGUGGAGGGGGGCUAGUAUCUCAGAAAGUGCCUGACACACUCAUUCAACCUGAGUUUCCUAUGGGAACAAGUGGGGCGGGGUGGGGAAAUUUAAAAAAAAAAAAGAGAGAGAGAGAAAAACAAAUGACAAACUUUUGUUCUGGUUCUCGUGGGCCAGAGAUUUUAUCAGAAGUGGAAGUCUUGUGGGGUGGGUGACUGGAGAACGAAGGACGCCUGAAAAAGUGGAUCCUAAGAGAUGGAAUUUUCAACCCUAGCCUUGCCUGUAUUUUUUAUGACCUUUUAUUUUUUAUUUUUUAAUGAUUUCCUCUGUCUGUAAUGGUACUUAUGUAGCUUGCUUUAUUAUAUUGGUCUAUUGUUUCAUUUCAUUAUUUUUGUUUUUCUUGUUUUGUUUUUAUUUUUAUUUUUUUUGCAGUAAUUUGUAUUCCUUUUAUCAUGUCCUAUCGUAGUGUUGAGUUCUAUAGUGGUGAUGCUCCAUCGGUUUAAAGACUUUAUCAAGUUAAUGGUGUAGGAAACACUAAUAAUCAUUUGAAUUGUACUCUGAUCAAGUGUAAACAUUGUGUAGCUUUUGUAUAAAAGAAAUUGGCAACAGUCCAAAUCUGGAUAUUUUUUCCUUUCUUUUCUUGCUUUAAAUGAUCUCACCAUUUCCAGUGGUCACAGAGAUGUUCCAAAGGGUGUGCAAUGGGUGGGGUCACUUUAAUUUUCUUUUUCUUUUUUUUUGAUGGUAGCUCUAGAAGGUUUUGAAAAAGAACCCCUAAUUAUUGUGGCCUGCUGUGCUUAUUUGAGACAUGGUUAUGACAUGGCUAAACAAUAAAAAUGGACUUAAAUUUC
Engraulis encrasicolus (European anchovy) is the source of this 3505-nucleotide messenger RNA. It is a transcript of the gene ctnnb1, whose product is annotated as catenin (cadherin-associated protein), beta 1. The coding region runs from base 233 to 2578 and encodes 781 amino acids. Lineage: Eukaryota; Metazoa; Chordata; Actinopteri; Clupeiformes; Engraulidae. Gene Ontology annotation, biological process: cell-cell adhesion; positive regulation of transcription by RNA polymerase II; canonical Wnt signaling pathway. Gene Ontology annotation, cellular component: adherens junction; catenin complex; cytoplasm. The transcript is spliced from 17 exons. The record is from RefSeq and is a predicted model, not a curated record. Gene Ontology annotation, molecular function: nuclear receptor binding; transcription coactivator activity; protein phosphatase binding.